Molecule: messenger RNA, 1065 nt
Organism: Asparagus officinalis (garden asparagus)
Lineage: Eukaryota; Viridiplantae; Streptophyta; Magnoliopsida; Asparagales; Asparagaceae
Product: pentatricopeptide repeat-containing protein At4g36680, mitochondrial-like
Exons: 2
Coding region: 236-772 (178 amino acids)
Molecular function (GO): protein binding
Source: RefSeq, a predicted model, not a curated record
GUCCCGAGCAUCUUCCUCUCCUCCCUAAAUCCCACCCCCCAUCGUCCCCGAUACAUCUCCUUCUCUUUACUGAUCAAGUCCCAUUGCAAGUCCGGCAACUCCGCCCUCGCAUCCAAACCCUCUAAAGAAAUGCCAGUCCAAGGAGCAUACACUGUCACAACCGUUACUACAACGACCAUCCUCGACUCCCCUAACAAAGAGAAGAAGCGCAAGAGCGGAGAAGCUCUGGAAGGAGAUGAAGGAUAAGAAGUUGGUCCCUGAUGCGGCUGCGUACAAUGUUAGAAUCAUGGGCAAGGUUUUAGCGAAAUCGAAACCCGAAACGGUUUUGAAGAUUGUUCAGGAGAUGGAGGAAAACGGGUUAAAACCCGACACGAUUACUCAUAAUUACUUGAUUGAUUGUUAUUGUAAGAAUGGGAAAUUCAAAGAAGCAAGGGAGGUUUAUGAGGGGUUAGGGGGAAAAGGGUGUGAGGCGAAUUAUAGGACGUAUAAGGUUUAUAUGAUGGAGCUGUGUAAGAAGGGGGAUUUGAAUGGGGGGCUGGAGGUUUUCGGGGAUGCUUUGAAGGAGAAGAAGGUUCCGGACCUUGGGGCGGUGAAGAUUUUGGUGGAAAAGUUGGUGAAGGAAAAAAGGGUGAGGGCCGCGAAGAGGGUGGUUACGGGGUUGAGGAAGAAGUUUGAGAAGGAUUUUGUUGGCGGGUGGUUGGAGUUGGAGAAGAUUGUUGGGUUGGAUAAGAAUGAUGGCGGUGAAGAGGAUGAGAAGGUUGUGGAAGCUUGAGAUUUGUCUUUCUAGAGGCGUAAGCUUUAUCCUCUGUUAGGGUAAGAGGGGCCUGCAUCUUCGGACUUGGAAGAGCAAUAGCCAAUAGGUCUCCGGUCUUGAUCAGUUUUUAUCUGUUUAUCUUUUGAUAUAUGGCUCUCUUAAGAGUCCUUUCCAUUGUAUGAUUUUAUUAAACACUUAUCACAUGUUACUCACAAGGGGAGAGACUCUAAAACUUGGACUGUUUUUCGUAGCAUUGUUUUGGUUUUAUGAGAUUGUCAAUCUGAAUUAAUGCCGAUAUCAUCUUAAAAAUC